This is a messenger RNA of Apis florea (little honeybee), 808 nucleotides long. RefSeq lists its product as uncharacterized. The record is from RefSeq and is a predicted model, not a curated record. Lineage: Eukaryota; Metazoa; Arthropoda; Insecta; Hymenoptera; Apidae.
AAAUCCGUAUCGAAACACGUACACGAAAUCGUGCGAAUGUCGUGCGAGCAAAAAUCGACGAGGAAAAGUGCCGAGAUGGAGGAGAAGGAACGAGGGGAGGCGAGGGACAAGUGUCGAAAAUCGUGGAGAACGUUGGAUCCUAUGGUCGUCGAUCGAAACGAUAACCUGUACACGGCUGUCCGCCAGAGCUUGCACAAGGUGGACCGCGUCUCGACGAGGAACAGUUUUUUGAAGAGCAACCAGGAAACGAGGAACAGGAGUGGAGUGUCGCAGGAGUCGAGCAUCGGACGAUUCUCCACCAUAAAAGCGUUCUUCGAUAAGAAUGAGUGCCAGGAGGGGAAAGGGACGAGGUCCAGGUGUAAGAUCACCGUGAUGGGCAGAUUGAUGAGGAAGCUGGAAUCGUGGAAACGGGAACAGUUUCCUGACCAACUGACUUCGAUGGAAUCUACGAAAAACGAUAUCAACGGCAACUUGGUGUCGAACUAGGAGGAAAGUUAGAAGAGGAUUUCGAAAAUACUACGUAAUUUUUGCGCUUGAAAGAGGAGAGGACCAUCGAAGAGGAAACAAACUGCUCAAGAAUUUAAUAGACACGGGACGCGAGCAAAAUUGUAUUCUAAUUCCAUUUUUCUUCUUUUUUUUUUUUUUCUUCUUUUUCUCCCCCGUUAUCCUGCUCGAGAAACGAGAUUUAACGAGAUGUAAACACUGUAAAAUCGUGAUAAGCACGAGAUCCUUUUCUCUUUGGUAGCACGGGAAAAAGUAAUCGGUCGAGAGGUGUAAAGUGAGUGUAUCGUUGCUCGAGCACUAGUCA